Molecule: messenger RNA, 720 nt
Organism: Penicillium taxi
Lineage: Eukaryota; Fungi; Ascomycota; Eurotiomycetes; Eurotiales; Aspergillaceae
Product: putative 2-haloalkanoic acid dehalogenase
Exons: 1
Coding region: 1-720 (239 amino acids)
Source: RefSeq, a predicted model, not a curated record
AUGACUCAAAAGCAUGUUGUCUUCGACGUAGUCGGCACAUGCGUCUCCUUCGAUGCCUUCUACAACUGCAUCAACCGAGUGAUUGGCGAAAAGCUCCUGGCUCAAAAUAUCACAGCUCGGUCGUUCGGCUUCUCAUGGAUGACAGCCGCCGAGCUAGAAUUCACCUUCCUCUCAAUCAGUGAGCGCUACAAGCCUUAUAAAGAGAUAAUUACAGCACUAUUUUAUCGAUCACUGUACAUGAUGGGAGUUGAGAACCCCCGCGAGCUAGUAACAGACGCCGAGCGCGACCAAUGUGUCCAGGGCUACUCAGAACUGGAAAUCAGGCCAGGGACCAAGGAAUGUUUUGCCAAACUGCGUGAUGCAGGUUUCACAGUCUGGUGUCUGACAACUGGCGACACUAAGCGUGUUCGUGGGUACUUUGAGCGUGGUGGAGUCGAUAUGCCGCUUGAGAACUUCAUUAGUUGUGACUCUCAGGGUGUUGCUAAGCCUGCGCUUGCAGCGUAUAGACCUGCUUUUGCACAGUUUGCGCCUGAGGAUGCGAAGUGGUUUGCUGCUGCUCAUAUGUGGGAUGUUACUGCUGCUGUUAGUAUUGGGUUUCGGGGUGCUUAUUGUACCAUUUAUGAGAAGGAGUCUUGUGCGGAGAUUUUCGAUGCGCAGUUGGAUGUUGUUGAGGAUUCGUUACCUCUCAUGGCGGAUAGUAUUGUGUCUGCUUCCCUUUGA